GCUCAUAAGCCGACUUUCUCUCUGUUUCUCCUGCCUCAUUUUCUCUCUCUCUAAAACAAAACCCAUACCCUCCUGAUACUAAGAGAGAGAAAGAGGGAAGUGUGGAAAGAUGAAUGGGGACAUGAAUCAACAACAACAACAACAGCAGUUGCAGCAGCAACAGCAGCAGCAGUGGAUGGCGAUGCAGCAGUAUCAGCAGCAAUGGAUGGCGAUGCAGCAGUAUCCACCAGCGGCGGCAAUGGUAAUGCAGCAACAGAUGAUGUAUGGUCAGCAGUACAUGCCCUACUAUCAUCAACAACACCAGCAGAUGAUUCAGAUUCAGCAGAACGCAAGCGAAGAUAACAGGACGAUCUGGAUUGGCGAUCUUCAACAGUGGAUGGAUGAAGGUUAUCUUCAUACAUGCUUCGCUCAAGCUGGAGAGGUUAUUUCUGUGAAGGUCAUUCGAAAUAAGCAGACUGGUCAAUCAGAGCGUUAUGGGUUUAUUGAGUUCAAUACCCACGAAGCUGCAGAAAAAGUCCUACAGAGCUACAAUGGCACUAUGAUGCCAAAUGCAGAGCAACCUUUCCGCCUAAAUUGGUCAGCCUUUAGCUCUGGUGAAAAGCGUGCAGAUGUUGGUGCUGGUGCUGGCUCCGGGUCUGAUUUAUCGAUUUUUGUAGGAGAUUUGGCCUCUGAUGUCACUGAUACAAUGUUGCGUGACACAUUCUCCAGUAGAUAUCCAUCUGUGAAAGGUGCAAAAGUAGUAAUAGAUUCGAACACAGGUCGUUCAAAAGGCUAUGGCUUUGUUAGGUUUGAUGACGAAAGUGAGAGGUCUCGAGCCAUGACUGAAAUGAAUGGCAUAUAUUGUUCUAGCAGGGCUAUGCGUAUUGGUGUUGCUACUCCAAAGAAACCAUCACCAAUGCAACAAUAUUCUUCACAAGCUGUAAUAUUAGCAGGUGGACAUGCAUCAAAUGGUGCUGCAACCCAGACUUCCCAGACUGAUAGUGAUUUAUCCAACACAACAGUUUUUGUGGGAGGACUUGACUCGGAAGUUACUGAUGAAGAACUCAGGCAGUCAUUUAGCCAGUUUGGCAAUGUUGUUUCUGUGAAAAUUCCAGCUGGAAAAGGAUGUGGUUUUGUACAAUUUUCAGAAAGGAGUGCAGCAGAGGAUGCAAUAGAAAAAUUGAAUGGAACAGUUAUUGGAGCUCAGACAGUUCGUCUUUCCUGGGGUCGCAAUCCAGCAAACAAGCAGUUUAGAACAGACUCUGGUAGUCAAUGGAGUGGGGGUUAUUAUGGAAGGCAGAAUUAUGGUGGUUAUGGGUAUGGUGCAUCGCAGAGCCAAGAUUCCAUGUAUGGUGCUGGAGCAGCUCAUGGGGCAUCCUCCAAUGGAUAUGGGAAUCAUGAGCAAUCAGUUAGCUGAACUAUAGUUGAUUGUGCCAUUUAGUUAGGAGUUUGGAUAAAAAUUAUUUUUUUCUUUUUGAAGUUUAUAUUUGGGGGUGAUUUAAAUUGGUUUACAGGUUAAUACUGGUUGACGAGGAUUUGUGACAGGAUUUCUGUUAUGCUUUGAUGGUUGCUAAACUUAUUUGUCUCAUGUUUCCAUUU
Molecule: messenger RNA, 1578 nt
Organism: Solanum pennellii
Lineage: Eukaryota; Viridiplantae; Streptophyta; Magnoliopsida; Solanales; Solanaceae
Product: polyadenylate-binding protein RBP47-like
Exons: 6
Coding region: 110-1396 (428 amino acids)
Cellular component (GO): cytosol
Molecular function (GO): mRNA binding
Source: RefSeq, a predicted model, not a curated record